CAUUUUCCCUACUAAUUUGUUCUUCACCACCCAUGAUCCCAAAAUUUUUGGGUGCAUGGUCUUUGUUUGGAACACUACACCUACUCAUCUUAAAUUUGAUUUAAGGUCAGUAAAAUGUGUCUUGCUCGGAUAUUCUGCUUAUCGGUGUCUUAAUCCUAUCACAAAUAAACUCUAUGUGAGUGUCGAUGUCUCAUUCUUUGAAAGCGUCCCUUACUUUCCGAUCACUGCCUCAUGUGAGUGGAAGUUAGAUUUCUUGGACAUUGUUAUUUAUCCGACUCCUAUAGAUAUUUUUCCAACCACUAUAUCCAAGGAGCCCUCUCUCUCUCUGGAUCCGCCACCUCUCAGACAACCGGAAUCUCCUCCCAUCAUUUGUAUCUAUACUCGACACACUCGUUAUGAUGUUCCUACUCUGAAACUCGCUAACUCUUUACAGGAAUUGGAAUCCACUACGGGCUUCAUCCCCAUCACUAACCAUAUUCCAGAUGGGAAGAUCGUCACCUUCAUCCACUAUUGAGGCAACAUUAGCAGAAAGCUCCUGGAGAACUGUUGUUUUGGAUGAAAUGAAUGCUCUUCAACGAAAUCAUAUGAGGGAUGUUGUGGAUCUUUCUCCAGGUAAGAAAGCAGUGGGGUGCCACUAGAUUUUUAGCACCAAGUUGAACUCCCUUGAAUUCUUUGAACGCAACAAGGCACGGUUGGUCGUCAAAUAUUGCUCACAAACAUACAAAG
Phalaenopsis equestris is the source of this 726-nucleotide messenger RNA. RefSeq lists its product as uncharacterized. The record is from RefSeq and is a predicted model, not a curated record. Lineage: Eukaryota; Viridiplantae; Streptophyta; Magnoliopsida; Asparagales; Orchidaceae. Bases 56 to 514 code for a protein of 152 amino acids. The transcript has 2 exons.